CGGAAGUAAUGCGGAUCGAUUGCUCUCGCUUCGCUUCAUUACCAGUUCUAUCUUCUCUGUGGCUGCCAGUAUGGUCGUACUGAAGGGAAUCCCCUCCGUUGUAUCUCCUGAUCUGCUGUAUGCUCUCGCUAAAAUGGGCCACGGGGAUGAACUGGUUCUUGCUGAUGCAAAUUUUCCAGCAUCUUCCAUUUGUGCUUGUGGUCCAAAAGAGAUAAGAGCUGAUGGUUUGGGAAUACCACGGCUUUUGGAGGCCAUUUUGAAGCUGCUGCCCCUGGACACCUAUGUCCCUUCUCCGGCUGCAGUCAUGGAUCUGGUAAACAGUGACAAACAGAGAGGUUUAGCUGUCCCUGUGUGGGACACCUACACACUGCUCCUUGGUCAGGCAGGGUCUGAGUCUCCUCUUGAGAAGGUGGAGAGGUUUGCUUUCUAUGAGCGAGCCAAGAAAGCCUACGCUGUUGUGGCAACAGGGGAAACAGCUCUGUAUGGGAAUCUGAUACUGAAGAAAGGGGUCAUUCCUGCUGAGCUGCUACAGUGACACACACACACACACACACACACACACACACACACACACA
Messenger RNA from Anarrhichthys ocellatus (wolf-eel), 575 nucleotides. It is a transcript of the gene fuom, whose product is annotated as fucose mutarotase. NCBI's taxonomy places the organism in Eukaryota, Metazoa, Chordata, Actinopteri, Perciformes, Anarhichadidae. Gene Ontology annotation, biological process: fucose metabolic process. Bases 71 to 535 code for a protein of 154 amino acids. The record is from RefSeq and is a predicted model, not a curated record. Gene Ontology annotation, molecular function: racemase and epimerase activity, acting on carbohydrates and derivatives; fucose binding. The transcript has 6 exons.